Messenger RNA from Diuraphis noxia (Russian wheat aphid), 1375 nucleotides. RefSeq lists its product as uncharacterized. The record is from RefSeq and is a predicted model, not a curated record. NCBI's taxonomy places the organism in Eukaryota, Metazoa, Arthropoda, Insecta, Hemiptera, Aphididae.
AUGGUUGUCAAGUAUACUCUAAAGUUAUUAUUGUUGAUUAUCAGACAAGAUAUAAUUCACUGUGAUAAUAUGGUUGAAGAUAAUGUGAUACAAGAAGAUGAAAAAGAUGUUAUACUACCUGCUUCAGAAAAUAAUGCAAAUAUGAAUGUUACGGUUGUUUUAGAAGAAAUCCCUGAUUUUAAACCUAAAGCAACUGAGUUAGAAUCUGAAUCAGAUAUAGCUGAAGAUGAAUCUGAAUCGAUUAAAAAACCUGUUCAAAAAAAAGUUACUAAAUCAAAACCCAAGUCCAAAAAACAAACAGUUGAAGAUACCAAAGUAGUAAAAACUAGAAAAAGAGCUGCUAGUGAAGAUCGGCAAGUAUUGAAAAUCGAAGAAAAAGUAGUUAGUAAAAGUCGAAAAAGACCAGUUGAUAAAAAUUUACCAGAAUCUCUAAAACCAGUUUCUCCUUUAAACGAACUACCAAAAAGAAAUAGGAGAGCAGCUAGUGUGGAUAUACUUUCAUCUGAAACUUCAUCAGAUAAAGUACCCAAAAAAAAAGUUAAUAAUAAAUCCUCUAAAGCUGCAAUUGUUGCAACUGAAGAUGAUGCACAAAAAAAACAAAAAAAGGGAAUAAAGAAGGAAGAACAACCUAAAAUAAUGGAAACAAAAAAUGAUGAAACAAAAAUUUUAGAAAAAAAUUCUAAGGGGAAAAAGAAUACAAAAAAAGUAUCAAACGAAGAAAAAGAAAAUGUUGUAACAACAGAACAAAAUGAUACGGAAGUAGCUUUAAAUAGCAUUCAAGAAAAACCAAAAUCUAAACGAGGCAUUAAAAAGGUCAAAAUAGACGAAUUGGUUGAAGAUGAGGUUGAAGAUAAUAAGGAAGAAAAGGUACCCAAACCUUCAAGUAGAAGCAGAGCAGCUUCAAAAGUUAUGGUUAAACAAAACAUCGAAAAAGAUUCAGAAAAAAAACAAAAAAGAGUUCCUAAAACCAAAAAAAAUAUGAAGUCAUCUGAAGGAUCUGAAGAGUCCAGUGAAAUAAAUGAGACUGAUGAUUCUAAUAAAUCUCCAGAGAUAAAACCGAAACGUGAGCGUAAAUUCAAACAAAUUGAUGUUGAGCAAAAAGAUAACGAUUUCAAAGAAAUUAAAGCACCAAAACGCGGUGGUCGUAAGGCUAAAGUUGAAGACCUCGAUGAAGAAGAAGUACAACAGAAGAGCCCUACAGCAGAGCAUGAAAGUAACCAAGAAUCUGGAGACACGGUUGAUGAUCUUCCGGACACCCCAGAGUCCGAAAAAAAAGAGGUCAAACCGAUAGCAGCAAGGCGUAAAACAAAAACAAAGUCCAAGAAAUAAUUAUUACAGAAAAACUAUUUACAAACUUAAAAUUACAUAUUAAAAG